Molecule: messenger RNA, 1216 nt
Organism: Oncorhynchus masou masou (cherry salmon)
Lineage: Eukaryota; Metazoa; Chordata; Actinopteri; Salmoniformes; Salmonidae
Product: serine/threonine-protein phosphatase alpha-2 isoform-like
Exons: 8
Coding region: 187-1185 (332 amino acids)
Cellular component (GO): cytoplasm; nucleus
Molecular function (GO): protein serine/threonine phosphatase activity
Source: RefSeq, a predicted model, not a curated record
CCUGAACAACACGGCCCUUUUUAAGUUCAGUGGGGGAAGAGAAAGGGGGACUCUGAAAUACGAAGACAAAAAGACACUAAACAGACCUGAAAGGGCCCUGUCUUCUACACGGGAAGACUAUUGUCAAAUCAAAGCAACACGAAACGAAGGUCUUGACUGCCUGAACCACGACAAAAAAAAAGUAAAAUGGCGGAGCCGGACAAAUUAAACAUCGACUCCAUAAUACAGCGUCUUCUGGAAGUUAAGGGCUCUCGGCCAGGCAAAAACGUUCAGCUGACAGAGAACGAGAUCCGUGGCCUUUGCCUCAAGUCUCGUGAAAUCUUCCUCAGCCAGCCAAUCCUGCUCGAGCUUGAGGCACCACUCAAGAUCUGCGGUGACGUCCAUGGUCAGUACUACGACCUGCUGCGGCUGUUUGAGUACGGAGGUUUCCCCCCGGAGAGCAACUACCUGUUCCUAGGGGACUACGUGGACCGAGGGAAGCAGUCCCUGGAGACCAUCUGCUUGCUUCUGGCCUACAAGGUCAAAUACCCAGAGAACUUCUUCUUGCUGCGCGGCAACCACGAGUGUGCCUCCAUUAACCGUAUCUACGGCUUUUAUGACGAGUGUAAGAGACGGUAUAACAUCAAGCUGUGGAAGACGUUCACAGACUGCUUCAACUGUUUACCCGUGGCUGCCAUUGUAGAUGAGAAGAUAUUCUGCUGCCAUGGAGGCCUCUCUCCAGACCUCCAGUCCAUGGAGCAGGUGCGCAGAGUGAUGCGACCCACAGAUGUGCCUGACCAGGGCCUGCUGUGUGACCUGCUUUGGGCCGACCCAGACAAAGAUGUCCUGGGCUGGGGCGAGAACGACCGCGGGGUCUCUUUCACAUUCGGGGCAGACGUGGUGGCCAAAUUUCUGCACAAACACGACAUGGACCUUAUAUGCAGGGCACAUCAGGUGGUAGAAGACGGUUACGAGUUCUUUGCAAAGAGACAGCUUGUUACUCUGUUCUCUGCCCCUAACUACUGUGGAGAGUUUGAUAAUGCCGGUGCCAUGAUGAGUGUGGAUGAGACCCUCAUGUGUUCCUUUCAGAUUCUCAAGCCAGCGGAUAAGAAGCUCUACUCUUAUGGUGGAGGUGGAGGAAUGGGAUCUGGACGCCCCGUCACCCCGCCACGGAAUUCCGCCAAAGGCGGGAAGGCCAAGAAAUAACACCCACUGGACCCCCUCUCCUUGAACCAAG